Messenger RNA from Lolium rigidum, 2262 nucleotides. Its product is annotated as subtilisin-like protease 1. The transcript has a single exon. NCBI's taxonomy places the organism in Eukaryota, Viridiplantae, Streptophyta, Magnoliopsida, Poales, Poaceae. Gene Ontology annotation, biological process: proteolysis. Gene Ontology annotation, molecular function: serine-type endopeptidase activity. The coding region runs from base 4 to 2262 and encodes 752 amino acids. The record is from RefSeq and is a predicted model, not a curated record.
GCGAUGGCGUCGUUUGGCGAUUUCUUACCGCCCCUUCUCUUGCUAGCCACCGUCUUCUCUAGACCCGCAUUGUGCUACAUCAAUCCACCCACCUCAAGGCCUCAACAGAAUGUUGCAGAAUCCUCUGCCUACCGCAAUUACAUCGUGCUUGUGGAGCCACUACCCUCGGAUGCCGGGGAAGAUGCUCACCGUAGGUGGCACGAGUCUUUCUUGCCAAGCUUGCGCGCCGAUGAAUCCGUCCAGCCCCGUCUUCUCCACUCCUACACCGAAGUGUUCAAUGGCUUCACCGCGAGGCUCACUAAGCCUGAGCUAGAUUCGGUGGCCAAGAAGCCAGGGUUCAUCCGUGCGUUCCCAGACCGGAUAUUGCAACUCAUGACCACGCACACCCCGGCGUUCCUCGGGCUCAGGAACGGCACUGGGCUCUGGAGCGACGCUGGCUUUGGGAAGGGAGUCAUCAUUGGGUUGCUCGACACUGGCAUCCAUGCGACACACCCUUCCUUUGAUGAUCAUGGAAUCCCGCCGCCCCCGUCAAGGUGGAAAGGCUCGUGUAAGGCGGCCCGCUGCAACAACAAGCUCAUCGGUGCCAAGUCUUUUGCUGGAGAUGACUCUGGAGACAAAGAUGGGCAUGGAACACAUACCUCAUCCACAGCCGCCGGGAACUUCAUCCCUGGCGCGUACCAUGGCAUCGGCACGGGAACCGCAGCUGGAAUAGCUCCUGGCGCCCAUAUCGCCAUGUACAAGGUAUGUGCCGAUGAUUGUGAGGAAUCCGCCAUACUAGCUGGGUUGGAUGAGGCCAUCAAGGAUGGGGUGGAUGUGCUCUCCCUUUCCUUUGGCCCCUACAAGGGCACCAGCUUUGAUCAGGACCUUGUCGCUAUUGGCGCGCUUAGCGCCGUAUCCAAGGGCAUAGUCGUGGUUUGUGCGGGCGGCAAUGACGGGCCCAUCCUAGGCUCGAUCACAAACGAUGCGCCAUGGUUGCUCACCGUGGCUGCCGGCUCGGUCGACAGGAGCUUCGAUGCUGAGGUGCGUCUGGGCAAUGGCAAGAGCAUCCACGGAGAAGCGCUUACCCAGGAAGCAAAUCCGAGCUCAAAGUCGUACCCUCUCCUCUUCUCUGAGGCACGUCGGCAUUGUGAAUACGACCAUGACAAUUCCAUCGUUGGUAAGAUCCUUGUUUGUGAGGCCAUAGUGUCGUACUCUCCGAAGUCUGAAGUCCAAGGCUUAAUUGGCGCCGGCGCAGCUGGCGUGGUCUUCUUCAAUGACAAGACCAGUGGCUACACCACACUUCUUCAGGAUUACAACUCCAGCGUGGUGCAGGUAACCGCGGCCGAUGGAGCCAUCCUCACAUCUUAUGCGGCAUCACCAGGGAGAAGAUUUGUGGCUAGCUUGGCAUACAACAACACACUGCUAGGCAUCCACCCGGCGCCUGUUGUGUCAUCGUUCUCUUCGCGGGGUCCAAGCUCCAAUGUCCCUGGCAUUCUCAAGCCGGACAUAUUAGCGCCUGGGCUCAACAUCCUAGCCGCAUGGCCACCAAACACAGAUUCUGAAUUGGGGCCUUUCAACAUCAUAUCAGGCACGUCCAUGGCCACUCCGCACAUCAGCGGUGUUGCCGCGCUUAUCAAGAGCGUUCAUCCUAGCUGGUCACCAGCAGCCAUCAAGUCUGCCAUCUUGACAACAUCAGACAUGGUCAAUAGCACUGGCGGCCCGAUCUUGGACCAACAACAUAGGAAGGCUAGUGCGUAUGACACAGGUGCUGGCCAUGUGAAUGCCGCGAGAGCCGCCGACCCUGGUCUGGUGUACGACCUUGGCACCGCUGACUAUGCCGGUUAUAUUUGUUGUCUCCUCGGCGACAAUGGCUUGGCAACCAUCGUGCGUAAUUCAAGCCUGACUUGCGCGAUGCUCCCAAAGGUCAAGGAUGUGCAGCUCAACUACCCGACGAUUACUGUACCAAUGACAUCAAUGCCUUUCACCGUGAACCGUACUGUGACUAACGUCGGUCCAGCAACGUCAUCAUACAUGGCAAAGGUGGAUGCUCCCAAGACAUUGGUGGUGCGCGUCUUCCCGGAGACACUGACAUUCUCCAAGGCCGGAGAGAGGAAAACAUUUAGCUUGACAGUGAGCAGCCAUGGCGUCGGUAAAGAAGAACUCGUGGAGGGAAGCUUGAGAUGGGUGUCAGAGAAGCAUGUUGUGCGGAGCCCCAUCGUCGCAUCUGCCGGAGCGGCUGGUCAUUCUUGCACACUAGCAGCAUUUCCGGUAUCCGUGCCCUAA